UCAUGGGGAGCAGUAAGAGUAAACCCAAAGACCCUAACCAACGGAGACGCAGUUUGGACUCAACAGAAAAUAUACAUGGCAGCUGCUCUACCUCUCAAACACCCAGCAAGACCACCGUCCCAGAAACCCAUCGCACCCCUAGUCGGUUAUUUGGAAGUACAGCUACAGAACCAAAGCUCUUUGGGGGAUCAAAUACAUCAGAUAUGGUCACUUCUCCUCAGCGCUGUGGGGCUCUAGCUGGUGGAGUCACCACAUUUGUGGCCCUCUAUGAUUAUGAAUCACGGACAGAAUCGGAUCUUUCUUUCAAAAAAGGAGAACGCCUCCAAAUCCUCAACAACACGGAAGGAGAUUGGUGGCUCGCUCACUCCCUCACAACUGGCCAGAAAGGCUACAUCCCCAGUAACUAUGUCGCACCUUCAGACUCCAUCCAAGCUGAAGAAUGGUAUUUUGGCAAGAUAACACGCCGAGAAUCUGAACGGUUACUGCUCAAUCCAGAGAAUCCGCGAGGGACUUUCCUGGCAAGAGAGAGUGAGACCACAAAAGGUGCCUACUGCCUCUCUGUCUCAGAUUUCGACAAUGCCAAGGGCCUCAAUGUGAAGCACUACAAGAUUCGCAAACUGGACAAUGGUGGCUUUUAUAUCACGUCCCGUACACAGUUCAGCAGCCUUCAGCAGCUAGUGGCUUAUUACUCCAAACAUGCAGAUGGUUUGUGCCACCGUCUCACCAAUGUUUGCCCAACCAGCAAGCCUCAGACACAGGGCUUGGCAAAAGAUGCUUGGGAAAUCCCCCGGGAAUCAUUGCGGCUAGAGGUCAAACUUGGACAAGGCUGCUUUGGAGAAGUAUGGAUGGGGACAUGGAAUGGCACCACCAGGGUGGCAAUCAAGACUCUAAAGCCUGGGACAAUGUCUCCAGAAGCAUUUCUACAGGAAGCCCAGGUCAUGAAGAAACUGCGCCAUGAAAAGCUGGUGCAGCUGUAUGCUGUGGUUUCAGAAGAGCCUAUUUACAUCGUAACAGAGUACAUGUGCAAAGGGAGCCUCCUGGAUUUUUUGAAGGGAGAGAUGGGCAGGUAUCUGAGGCUGCCCCAGCUGGUGGACAUGGCUGCACAGAUUGCCUCUGGCAUGGCCUAUGUGGAAAGGAUGAACUACGUUCACAGAGAUCUCCGAGCUGCCAACAUCCUUGUGGGGGAAAACCUGGUGUGCAAAGUAGCUGACUUCGGACUGGCGCGACUGAUUGAGGACAAUGAAUACACAGCAAGACAAGGUGCUAAAUUUCCCAUCAAGUGGACUGCCCCAGAAGCUGCUCUGUAUGGUCGGUUCACUAUCAAGUCAGAUGUUUGGUCCUUUGGAAUACUGUUGACUGAACUUGCCACCAAAGGUCGAGUGCCAUAUCCUGGCAUGGUGAAUCGGGAAGUCCUAGAUCAAGUGGAACGAGGCUAUCGGAUGCCCUGUCCACCAGAAUGCCCAGAAUCUCUACAUGAUCUGAUGUGCCAGUGCUGGAGAAAGGAUCCCGAGGAAAGGCCAACUUUUGAAUACCUUCAAGCUUUCCUGGAGGAUUACUUCACGUCAACAGAGCCCCAGUAUCAGCCAGGCGAGAACCUAUAGGUCUGAGGACUGGAUCAGUUGCCAGAACACUUUAUGCUGCUCCAAUGGCAAGUGUGCUCUAGAGAGAAACUUUUGAGUCAUAUUAGGAACCCUGCUGGAGCACUAGCCAGGGUGUUUUCCUCAUUCUGGCAAUUUGCCUUCUUUUCAAGGAUUGUACCAGUUACUCUGUCAAACAAAUGUGGUUAACAAAAGCCUUGAGGAUUAUGAGUGAACAAAGUCUCAUAGUUCGCAUUUUUAAUAUGAAGUUGGUUGUAGUACAGCAGAGGAGUUUCAGGAACACCACAACUUUCUACAAAAGAAGAGGCCAAUUAAGAGCAAGAAUCCUAUUCCUGAGGGUCGCCUACUUUCAGGACUGUGUCCUCCAUCAAAACCACUCUUGACUAUGGUUAGAAGGAAUUGCAAUCAGGACAAUCCUGCAUUUGAUGCAGGACAAUCCUGCAUCAAAGCACUUGAGUAAUUUCUGAUUGAAUGGUGAUGCUAAAGAAGUUUGCCUUUCAGACUCUCAUGGCUUUUGUUCUUUAUGGACAAAACCAGCAAAAUUUCCCUACUCAUAUUCAAAUGCCUGGAUCUAGGCUGACUGAAUCCAGGAAAAAAAAAUGUAGCUCGCUUAUAUUGUGGACACUUCACAUUUCCAUGUGUUUGUAAUCCUCUUCUUUUUAUUUUUAAUGGACACCAUUUUCUUCUGUGCCACUGUCUAUCCAGUCUUGUCCUGUUUGUGGAGGUGCACUUGCAGAUCUUAGCCAUAUGAUAGGUUGAACCGGAUGUAUUGGGCUUGCUUAGAAAAUCUGUUGUUCUUGGCCCUCUGGCUAUAAAUGAAGUGAAGGGAAUGUGUACCCUGCAUUUGUGUAAGAUAGGACGUGUAAUGUCAUAAUGCAAAUAAUAAUCCCUGAAUUGUUCAGGACGGUGAGCUAGAUCUUGGGCUGGAUGCUCGUCUUCCCAUCUAGCCCUUUAAUUCAAUAAAGAGAGCUGAAGAUUAUCAGUUUCUUCAGCCUGCAAAAAGGGGUAAAGUAGUAGGAUCAAAAAUCCUUCUUUUCUCUAACCAUACCAAACUGCUAAGUUGUUAAUACCACUCUCCUGCCUAGGAAAUAUUAGUCUUCCACAUAGCAUUCUAUAAAUUCUUUAAGCACACACUCUGCUCACAUCACUGCCUUUUAAUUUUAACCCAGUCUGGGGUUCCUCAGUGCCUUGGAAGCAUAAUACUGCAGCAGUAAGUGGCCUGUUGUGUUUACUAUCUAACAUUACAUGAAUGGUCUAAUCACUGCUUCAAUGUUGGAAGGUCAUCCAAUUUCUUUGCCAUGAUGUAUGAUAGAGCAACAUACACUGGAAGGACAGAAGUAGAAAUAUUCAAACAAAAUUUAGGAAAGUCUAUAUAAUUCUGCAAAACCUGAUACCCUUUACCCACUCUCCCCAUUCAGCCAUUAUAACUGCCUUCCCAGUUUAGGGAAUAUAAUGUCAGGGAUUUAAACCCAGUCCCCUGAUCUAGAAAACACAUACACACCGCAAACUUCAUGCAGGCUCCUUUCUGAAUGAUCCUUAUGUUUGCCUUCCCCAACCCAAUGUAUUUCAACUACCUUGGAUUAAAAAUCCCAUCUGCCAGGAGGUGGAUGGUGAUAGCUGUGGUCAAAACAUUUGCAGAGUAUUGCCAUUGAGGAAGGCUACUAUAAGAAACCUAAAACCCUGUUCUCUUAUUUUAUUUUCAAUAAAAAUUAAUAACAUUAAAAACUUUACUAUGUGAAGAAA
This is a messenger RNA of Candoia aspera, 3341 nucleotides long. RefSeq names its product SRC proto-oncogene, non-receptor tyrosine kinase (gene SRC). Gene Ontology annotation, cellular component: extrinsic component of cytoplasmic side of plasma membrane. Gene Ontology annotation, molecular function: ATP binding; signaling receptor binding; non-membrane spanning protein tyrosine kinase activity. The transcript has 11 exons. Gene Ontology annotation, biological process: negative regulation of intrinsic apoptotic signaling pathway; negative regulation of extrinsic apoptotic signaling pathway; cell adhesion. The record is from RefSeq and is a predicted model, not a curated record. The coding region runs from base 3 to 1601 and encodes 532 amino acids. NCBI's taxonomy places the organism in Eukaryota, Metazoa, Chordata, Lepidosauria, Squamata, Candoiidae.